Neopelma chrysocephalum (saffron-crested tyrant-manakin) is the source of this 516-nucleotide messenger RNA. RefSeq names its product U4/U6.U5 tri-snRNP-associated protein 1-like. The annotation marks the transcript as partial. Gene Ontology annotation, biological process: mRNA cis splicing, via spliceosome; maturation of 5S rRNA. The record is from RefSeq and is a predicted model, not a curated record. The transcript is spliced from 4 exons. Gene Ontology annotation, cellular component: U4/U6 x U5 tri-snRNP complex. NCBI's taxonomy places the organism in Eukaryota, Metazoa, Chordata, Aves, Passeriformes, Pipridae.
AGGAGCUGGGGGUGCCGGGGUCCCCCCCAGCGCUGGAGGAGGACGAGGCAGAGCAGGAGCUGCAGCAGCAGCUGGAGAGGGGGCGGCGCCUGCGGCAGCUCCGGGAGCUGCGAGAGGGGGGGGGAGAGAAGGUGCUGGAGCUGCUCCGGGGGUCCGGGGGGGCAGUGGGGCCGGACCCUCGGGGUGGGGGGAGCAUCGUCUUCAACGCGACAUCGGAAUUCUGCCGGACCCUGGGAGAGAUCCCAACCUACGGCCUGGCCGGGAACAGGGAGGAGCAGGAGGAGCUCAUGGCUCUGGAACGUUCCGGGCGUCCGUCGUCGCCCCCCGAAGCCCCCGACUCGGAGGGGGAGGAGAACGUGGGGUGGAGCAGCGUCAACCUGGCGGAGGAGAGGCAGCAGCAGGAUUUCUCGGCCGCCUCCACGACGAUCCUGGACGAGGAGCCCAUCGUGAACCGGGGCCUGGCCGCUGCCCUGCUGCUCUGCCAGAACAAGGGUCAGGCCUGGGGGGGAUUUGGGG